This is a messenger RNA of Anastrepha ludens (Mexican fruit fly), 1597 nucleotides long. RefSeq names its product beta-1,3-galactosyltransferase brn. The record is from RefSeq and is a predicted model, not a curated record. Bases 44 to 1024 code for a protein of 326 amino acids. The transcript has a single exon. Lineage: Eukaryota; Metazoa; Arthropoda; Insecta; Diptera; Tephritidae. Gene Ontology annotation, molecular function: hexosyltransferase activity; UDP-glycosyltransferase activity. Gene Ontology annotation, cellular component: membrane.
AUUUUGAUGUAUAUGGUCCAUUCCAAUAGAAUGGAUUUGUAAAAUGGGAUGUUAUUUCGGCAGAUAUAUUAAAAGUUUUGCUCUAGUUGGGAUAGCUUUUUAUAUAUUGGAUUAUAUCGGGAUCUUGAAACACUGCAUCGAGUUAGAUUAUGGCAGACAUUUUAAUUACCCAUCUGGUUUGCCCAGUGAUUAUAACUAUUCAUUUAUUAAUAAUGUUUCGGAAAAAUGUCGAUUGACACCCAAGUUAGUAAUAAUAGUAAAAUCUGCUGUUGAAAAUAUUGGUCGUCGGAACAUUAUUCGCCGCACUUGGGGGUUUGAACAUCGUUUUUCUGAUGUAGAAAUAAGACGUGUAUUUUUACUUGGCUUAAGUACAGAUCCGCAUAUGAGACGAAUGGUGGACAUCGAGUCAACUAAUCAAAAAGAUAUUGUGCGAAUGGACUUUUUAGAUGCUUACUUUAACAAUACUAUCAAAACAAUAAUGGGCAUGAAAUGGGCACUUACCUACUGCAGUAAUAGUGACUUUUUUUUUUUUGUGGAUGAUGAUUAUUAUGUGUCAAUUAAAAAUGUAUUAAAAUUUGUAACCAAUCCCGAUAUGUAUCCCAAAUCUGUUAAAAAAAAAUUAAGCACAAAUAGUGUGAAAAACCAUCUUUUUUCUGGUUUUGUAUUGCAAUCACCUCCUCAUAGACACAAAUUUAGUAAGUGGUAUGUACCUCUCAGUGAAUAUCCUUUUGAUCUGUGGCCGCCAUACGUAACAGCCGGGGCAUUUGUGCUCAAUCGAAAUGCAUUAUCUAAACUAUUCUACAGUGGAAUACAUUUAAAAAGAUUUAGAUUUGAUGACAUAUUCUUGGGAAUAGCUGCCCUAAAAGCUAAUUUAACCAUGAAGCAUUGUGACAUGUUCUGCUUUAUUAAACCGGAAUAUAAAGGACCGUCCAGUUUUGAAUUUAUUAUUGCAUCACAUGGAUUUCAAAAUAGUGUAGAACUAGAGUCGAUUUGGAAUGAAUGUCGUUCAGCUGGCUUCGCAUAAUAAAUGAAAUUGGUCUUUGUGCCGACUAAUCUGCACAAGAUUUCCUAUUGAAUUUGUUUAAAAUAAAUAAUAUACAUUUUAUUGUCUAAGUAUUUAAUAUAGGUGAUAUAUUAUAUAUUGACUAACUUAUUAUCCUCGUAAGUGCCGUGAUAAAAAAAUGUUCAUAUAGGUUUAAGUUGAAUAUAUUUGGUGAGCUAAAUAAACAUAAUUUGUACAGUGAAAAUUGUUUUUCGUUAUUUUUUGUUCGUUUUUAUGGUGUUUAUAUCCUUGUUUUUAUAGUUACGUGGUAUUACAAAAAUUCAUGCCGUAAACUGUAUAUGUAUUACGUGUGACUUGGCGGUCAAGUUUUAAAGAUAUCUUAUAAACUAAACUAUUCCAAAUAACUGCAUUUGUUAGUCGACUGGAUGCUAUAAUAAUAACCAAAUCAUUUCAAUUGAUAAUAAUAAGCUAUUAUGACUAAUUAACCGUUACAUUUAUCCACAUAUUACAAAAGGCAGCCAAUAUGAUGUUUUAAAAUUGGUAAACUAACCGAAGCAGUGAGAAACAGACGCAGAUUUAUCAUCAUUAAUAAUA